GCAGGAGCAGCAGCAGCAGGACCAGCCGGACCAGCAGGAGCAGCAGCAGCAGGAGGAGCAGGAUCGGGAGGAUCCCCGCUGCUCCCGGAGACGUUUCCCUCGGCGGGUCCGGGCCGGGGCCGCGCAUCAUGGAGCCCGUGACCAAGUGGAGCCCCAAGCAAGUGGUGGAUUGGACCCGAGGUUUGGAUGAUUGCCUGCAGCAAUAUGUCCAGAAAUUUGAACGGGAGAAGAUAAACGGCGAACAGUUGUUGCAGAUUUCCCAUCAGGAUCUCGAAGAACUGGGCAUCACACGAAUUGGACACCAGGAACUAGUGUUGGAGGCUGUAGACCUUCUCUGUGCAUUGAACUAUGGUCUUGAGACGGACAAUAUGAAGAACUUAGUUCUGAAACUGAGGGCCUGUUCCAACAACUUACAGAACUACAUCAGCAGCCGAAGAAAAAGUUCUGUUUACGAUGGCAACUCAUCUCGUAAGCCUCCCAACGAGUUUCUGACAUCUGUCGUGGAGCUCAUUGGGGCUGCUAAGGCAUUGCUUGCCUGGCUGGACAGGACUCCGUUCACGGGGAUCACUGACUUCUCUGUUACAAAGAACAAAAUCAUACAACUCUGCUUGGACUUGACAACUACGGUUCAGAAGGAUUGUACUGUGGCUGAAAUGGAAGAUAAAGUCAUAAAUGUAUCCAAGGUGUUAAAUAGUAUCUGUGACAAGACCAUCAGAUCAACAACAGAUCCACUGAUGAGCCAGUGUGCGUGUCUGGAAGAAGUCCGGCUGCCAAAUGUUAAACCCGGGGAAGGCUUGGGCAUGUACAUCAAAUCAACAUAUGAUGGACUGCACGUUAUUACAGGAACAACAGAAAAUUCUCCUGCUGAUAAGUCUCAGAAGAUUCAUGCAGGCGAUGAAGUGAUUCAAGUUAAUCAGCAGACUGUGGUUGGGUGGCAGUUAAAAAACCUUGUGAAAAAGUUGCGAGAGAAUCCUACAGGAGUUGUACUACUGCUUAAGAAACGUCCCACGGGUUCAUUCAACUUUACACCUGCUCCGCUGAAAAAUCUAAGAUGGAAGCCUCCUCUUGUGCAGACCUCUUCUCCACCCACCAUUACGCAGUCCCCCGAAGGCACCAUGGAUGCCUCACUGAAGAAAGAGAAACCAGCCAUUCUGGACCUCUAUAUCCCUCCCCCCCCUGACGUUCCCUACUCUCCUCGGGAUGAGAAGGGCAGUUUUGUCUGUGGAGGAUUCCCUAAAUAUAAACAUCCUCUGCCUGGCUCGAAGGGCUCAGAAUCCCCCAAUUCCUUCUUGGACCAGGAAAGUCGAAGACGAAGAUUCACCAUCGCGGAUUCUGAUCAGCUGCCUGGAUAUUCAACCCAAGCAAAUAUUUUGCCCACAAAAAUGAGGGAAAAAACCCAGUUUUCCGGAAAGCCUAGACCGUUGUCUAUGCCUGCGGACGGAAGCUGGAUGGGCAUCGUGGAUCCUUUUGCCAAACCACGGGGACAAGGGCGAAGAGGUGAUGAUGUCCUCUGCAGGUAUUUCAGUAAUGAGAGGAUACCGCCCAUCAUUGAAGAAAGCUUUUCCUCCCAGCAUCGUUUUUCCAGGCCCAUGGCUGAGCGGCAGCUUGUGCGAGGCACAGAUUACAUUCGAGGAAGCAGGUGCUACAUUAAUUCUGAUCUCCACAGCAGCGCCACCAUCCCGUUUCAGGAGGAAGGGACCAAAAAGAACUCUGUCAGAUCCUCCCCGAAGUCAUCCUCCGCAGAGCCUUCACUUUUCGUCAGCUGGAUCACACGGCUCAAACUAUUGACUCACUGAGGUUCCCCUCGGCAGAACACCGCUAUCCAUCCUCCUCAGUUCCUAAGUGCCUUUGUUUUUCCAGUGGGCCUUUUCUUAUUGCAUCUACAGUAUUAUGUAGCAGCUCUUAAAUUUUUGUGGGAGAAAGGAGGAGAGUUGUCCACCCAGUGUCUCCUACACAAGAAUAAUUAGAUAUCAGGGCAGGGAGGAGAAGAAGGGGUAGAGAUGGAGUCUGCUUUUGACAGACCCUGUGCUGACUAAAUUAGACUGGUGGCAUUUCUUGACUUUCUACCAUUGUGUAAUGGCCUCAUCAGUGUGCAGGUAGGUAGACCUGGCAAAUAUCAACCUUACCCUUGCUUUUUCCGAGGGGAAACCAGUUUUAGAAAACUAUGGUUUGCUGUGAGUUGAACAGCUGUCUUGAUUUGAAUUGUGAAAUUGGUUCUACUUCCAUUUUCUUUGUAAACCAGAGAGUAGUACAGGGGCCUUGUUACACUGCAACAGCACAUGAGCAUACAUUUAGAUACAGAUUAUCACCCAUUGACGAAAUCCAUUCUUCAGUUGGUUAUUUAAGGGUUUUUUUUGUUGUUACAUAUAAUUCUUUUUUUAAGAUUUGCUGGCAACCAAAGUACCUUUCAAAAAUUAAAGUGACUCUAGGGCUAGGGAGUGCCUCAGAAGUUUGCAUUUUGUUUAAUGUAAUAUAGGAAAUAAAAUCAGGAUAUUGAAAUUGUACAUCCAUAGCUUGGAAAUUCCAGUGGUCAAUCAUUUUCAAGUUAGCAUCAGGUAUUUUGGAAAAAAUCUCUUGGAAGCAUUAGGGUAUAAAAAAUCUUGUUUAAAAUGAAUGUACAAUAUUUUGUUAGAAUGGAAAAAAGUCUUAUUGUGUUAAAAAAAUAAUUUAAAUGUUCUAAAUAUAGUUGUAUAUUUUUCUUAUUCAUACCAA
Ornithorhynchus anatinus (platypus) is the source of this 2712-nucleotide messenger RNA. It is a transcript of the gene CNKSR3, whose product is annotated as CNKSR family member 3. Gene Ontology annotation, biological process: regulation of signal transduction. NCBI's taxonomy places the organism in Eukaryota, Metazoa, Chordata, Mammalia, Monotremata, Ornithorhynchidae. The record is from RefSeq and is a predicted model, not a curated record. Gene Ontology annotation, molecular function: protein binding. Gene Ontology annotation, cellular component: membrane; cytoplasm.